UACAUGGCUCAUUACGUCACAGAGCACGAGCCGCUCCCCAUUCCUGAGCAGGUGCAGGUGAUUGGGUGAUUGUCUCAGAGGGACAUGAACUCUGAACUCAGACGAAACUCUGGACCAGGAAACUUCACUUUUUACCUGGAGCUGGGUGUGAUCUGGAGGUAAAAACUCGCCGCUGUGCUGACCAGGAUUAAUAAAAGGAUUCAGUCCAUGGAGUCUGGAUCAAGAGCGAGGAUCGAUUCAUCACUAUUUCCGUUUUUAAUCCAGAAUGACUCGCUGUGAUUGACGACCAGGACACCAUGGAGAUCCAGAAGAGUCUGUCUGCUUGUUGGCAGAGUUUUCUGGCUUGUUUUAAGAAGCCAAACCGAGAGAGCAGCACGGAUAAAUCAGCCACGGUGAUCGAGAAUCGCGGAGCUGUUAAACUCUCAGAGACUAAACCUGCUGUGGAAAGAAGUGUGAAACCUCAGGCAGGCAGGUCAGAUGUGUAUUACAUCGCUCAGUACGACUACUCUGCUCGGACUGAGGAGGACUUGAGUUUUAACGCUGGAGACACUUUAGAGGCUCUGGAUAAGAGUGCAGGAGAGUGGUGGUUUGCUAAAGCUCUGACCGGGAUCUCAGCCUCCAAACAGGGCUACAUCCCUGCGAACUAUGUGGCUCCUGUGGAGAGUGUCGAUGCUGAACCAUGGUAUUUUCCGGACACCAAGAGGCUGGAUGCGGAGAAGAUGCUGCUGGCAGAGGGAAACCUUCACGGAGCGUUCCUCAUCAGAAACUGUGAAAGUCAGAAAGGAGAGCUGUCCCUCUCAGUGCUGGACAGUCGAAAGGUGAAACACUACAAACUAAAAAAACUGGAGAAUGGUCAGUACUUCGUGUCGAGGACCCGAACCUUUCAAACACUGAAGGAGCUGGUGGAACAUUACUCCGAGCAGGCCGACGGGCUCUGUGUUCGUCUGGGUGAACCAUGUCUGAAGAUGGAGGCUCCACAGACCCACGGUCUGUCAUACAACACUGUGGACCAAUGGGAGAUUGACCGUAAGUCCAUCAAGCUGCUAAAUAAGCUGGGAGCCGGUCAGUUUGGAGAAGUUUAUGAAGGCCUGUGGAACGACACCACGGCAGUCGCAGUGAAGACCCUCAAAUCUGGUUCCAUGGACCCAGAGGACUUCCUGCGAGAGGCCCAGAUCAUGAAGAGGCUGCGGCACCCCAAGCUGAUCCAGCUGUACGCCGUGUGCACCAUGGAGGAGCCGAUCUACAUCAUCACAGAGCUGAUGAAGAACGGCAGCCUGCUGGAGUACCUGCAGAAGGAUAAGGGUGCCACACUAAAGCUCUCAGACCAGAUCGAGAUGGCUGCUCAGGUGGCAGCAGGUAUGGCCUACCUGGAGUUACAGAACUACAUCCACAGAGACCUGGCAGCCAGGAACGUGCUGGUGGGAGAGAACAACAUCUGCAAGGUGGCCGACUUUGGCCUUGCCAGGGUCUUCAUGAAAGAGAGUGAAAGUGUGUAUGAAGCCAAAGAAGGGGCUAAAUUCCCUGUGAAGUGGACCGCUCCAGAGGCCAUGAAUGAAAACAAGUUCACCAUCAAAUCCGACGUCUGGUCCUUUGGGAUUUUACUGUAUGAGAUCAUGACAUUUGGACAGAUGCCAUACCAAGCUAUGACAAACAUGCAGGUGAUGAAUCGGGUCAUUCAGGGCUACAGGAUGCCAUGCCCUCCCGGCUGUCCCAAACUCAUACAUGAACUUAUGAUGGAUUGUUGGAAGGAGAACGCGCAGGAUCGACCCUGUUUUGAGACCCUGCAGUGGAAGUUGGAGGACUACUUUGAAAUGGAUGUAACUUCGUACGAUGAUGCUAACAGAUACUAGCAUGCUGACUGGCUGUGACUUGUGGAAAAGACAAUGACACCCAUCAAAAUCACCUGAAUCCAAACAUGCACAUGCACUGUUCUUUAAAGAAGUAGCAGAUUCAAGUGUAAUUUAAAGCUCUUUUCAUUGCAGGAUCUUUUCUUUAUGAUUGAUCUGCAUGUGAUUGAAUACUGUAGCUGCAGUGAGGAAGCUUUUUUAGAUGCAACACUCUGAGCUUUGCUUUGUUCGACAACUGAAUGCACUUUGAAACAGGCUGUUUUUGUGUUCUGAAGCACAUUUGACUGGAUGAAGCCUCUUUCAGCACAGACACAAAGCUGCUAUCCGCCAGUCUCGAUGAACCGGUUCGUCUUGCACGCCACAUAGCUUACAUUUUUUCCACUGGCUACGUGCUGAGCUUUUACCUGAAGAGGAAGGUCCCUCUGACGACGAGUGAGUCAUUUCCAAGUUUCUUCUUUUUGACUCUGUUAUUUAGAGUAACACUGAAUGAUUGAUGGGCUCAAUCAUGAUCCAAUGAUAACUCCUGUUUACUACUGAAUGCAUGUGAAGAAAGAUGACAGGCUCCAGUAGACAGACCACGUUUUCCAUUGAAACUAUUUCACUCAGAGUCAAAACCACUCCUUCCAUUACAUAAUAAAAUACUUUUAGAUUUUGUCAUUGCCCCAUUGUAAUGACUGCUACUAACAAAAAAACAUGGGCAGGUUUACAUUCAGGUUUGAAGGCGUCAUAGACAGGGAAUAAAAUCACACAAACUUUAAAUCCAUGGUUUCCAUUUAUGUUAAAAUCCUCCAAAAGCACACAUUAGACUAGUUUUUCUCAACUGGUCUUUCCUAAGGGUCUACCACAUCCUCCUUGAGGGCAAAUCCCAACUCAAUUUUCAACCACUUAAAUUUCCGAGUAACAAGUAGUGCAGAUUAGACUUGAUCCAAAAAACAGCUUAUCCUUUAAAAUAAAAUCACAUCAAAGGCUUUUUGCCACUUUUUUUUUCAGGCACGCAUCUCUGACCCAUUACAAAUGACUCUGGGACCCCGUUUUGACACCUUCCUUUUCUAGUAUUAAUUUUAUUAAUGAAACUAUGAAAGAAGAAGUAUGGCAGAUGAUCACCGUGAGGACUGAUUGGAAAAAGUAGUAAGCUAAACCUGAUAAAUGAAGUGCCUUUUAUUUGUAUUACAUUCUAGCUUAAACAGCUAUACAUUUGGCUCACUUCAGUCUUAAAGUUGUUAACUGAUUUUAGAUAUACACUGUGCAGCCCUCUGACUCACCACAAAGAUGAAGGAGGAAAAGAGAAGAGAGAAAACAGGUGAAGCAACAUGUUUCUUUGUUGUUGUGGUACUUAAAUACCAAUGAGAACAAACACCUUCAAAGUUGCAUGUAGCUGUCAUGUUCACCCUCGUAGGUUUAACCACAGCAAUCAGCAUGUCCAUACCAUUAACAUAUCAGGACAAGCUGCUACCAAAAGUGAGAACACCCUCACCUGCUGGCCUUGUGUAUAAGCGUCUGCCUCGAGAGUCAUGCCAGUGUAUCUGUGAUUGUAGCUGUGUCACCUGCAGCCUUAACACACAUGUAGAAGAUGCACAGACUCUGCCUGCACAGUGCUCAGUUCAGACUGCUUGAGAUAUCAGACAGGAUUUUUUAUGUAGAUCAGUUAUAAAAAAAUGAGAAAACUCUGUUUUUGUUCUCAUCAAACUACACAGAAGUGGCAGCAUUAGUGCUUCAGAUCAUGGCCAUUGCAGUUGUAAAAGAACGUAUCAUUGAGCCCUAAUCAUUGUUAUUGUUGUCCCUGUUGCGUAGGUCUUGUAAGAGACAUUAUAACGGCAGUCGCCAUAAUUCCACAAGCUGGACUUCUUUUUUUUAACCUACUACUUAUCUGGUGGCUUAGUUCAAUUCAUUAAUUGUAUACACCAUUAACAGGCUGCUGAUGCUUCCCAAUCUACUCACACUCAUCAGCUAUUAUUAAGUCAGAGCCAGCCUGAUCUUGAUUUAAACUCCAAACAUGUUGACUCAAUUGUAGCCAGUAAAAUAAUCAUAUUUAUACCACUCACUUGAGGAUUAUUUUGCCAAAUAAUCAGUUGUGACAAGCCUGGAAUCACUGAUCAUUGUGGGUGCAAAUUGGAGCCAAAAUAGUGCCUGAUAUCAUACAGUGGUUAGCCAACCUUAGCUUUCUUUUGCGGUUGCAUUUAAGCCCAUACGCCGUUAUCAGAGUUGCUUUAUGGCCUCUUUUUUCCUAAAGACCGAAGUCUUCUCCUCGUUCAUAGUUUGGAUGCUUGGUCCAUAUCUGACCAUCAAAUCUGUGUCAUCAUUUGAAUUUGCACUUAUUUAGUUGUGAUUAAAACGUUAGCAUGACGGUGGAUGAUGGACACCACUUAGAGGGAUCUGUGGGGCGAAUGCCCUAUACUUGGAAGGACUGUAGAGUUUCUACAAAGAAUAAUCCUUUUGUAUGGGUGCACAAUGGUGAAGUGGUUAGUGCUGUCAUCUCACAGAGCAAAAAGAUUCCCGGUUCAAAUCCUGAUCAGAAAGGAUCUUCGCGUCUGGAGUUUAAUUGGUGGUUUUUCUCUUGGUACUCUGGCUUCCUCCAAAAGACCAAAGACAUGUUUGUUAGGCUGAUUGGUGACCCUAAGUUGACCGUAGAUGUGAAUGUGAGCAUGACUGGUCGUCUCCGUGUGUCAUCCCUGUAAGUGACUGGCAAUCAGUCCAGGGUGCCCCCCCCCCCCCCCCCCCAUUGACUGCCAAAACAGGAUAACUGGUAUAGAUAAUAGAAAAUUACAAUUUUAUAAUUAGAAAAGUGUCUUAUAAAUCCUUUUAACAAGCUGAUUUUAUGGUUGCUGUCGUUUGUCUGCACUUUCUCUCAUAUUUCUGUCUUAAUUUAUAUGUACAAAUAAAGUUUUUUGCAAAGGCAGUAAUAAUAUUUAACAUCACUGGAAUACAUUCUUCUCUGUAUGAGCCAGGACCCCACAUUUUUGCAGCUGAGGGGCCUUAUACAUGUUUUAAAGGGCCUGAAAUGAACUCAUUUGCCCUUUUCAGUCAUAUUACUCCACAACACCCACAGUCUUCUGUUAUUAUGAGGUACUAUAAGUUGAUUGCUUUUUUUUUUUGACGAUUUUAUUCAUGUUGAAUUUACAGUUUACUGAUCAAUGACUGAACAAUGUGACUUUGUACUUAAACCCUCCUCUUAAUGAUUUUUGUUCAAAGCUGCAGAUCUGCUCUCAACAUGUGCCUACAUUGUUUAGAGCCAGCUCCAGCUGUUUGAUGUUUGAGACUCAUGUUUAGAGGCAGAAUGAGUAAGAUUCAUAGAGGAUAAAAUGCAAUGAUAACACAUGUUUGGAACAGGCUCACCACUCUGCACAACUGUCUACUGCCACUGCAUGACUUAAAGUGACUGCAGCUGCAGAAAAACCAAUGCAUAACUAAAUGUGACAUCCUCUGCAGAAAUGGACAACUUCUAGUGUGAAAGAUGUGAUGGAGAAAGAUUGAAAAAGUCCAAACUGUUUUUAUCAGAAAUUAAAUCCAGCUCAUUCUGUCUUAAUAUCACUGAAACUAAUGCAUUAUCUCCUGAUGAUGAUUUUUUUCUGAUAUUUCUUCUGUCAUGAACAAAAUCUUAAUGUAUGUUUUCACCAUGGAAGUGUUUGUAUAAUCCCAAUGUAUUUUUACACAAUUAUCCUUUAUGCAUAAUAUAA
Messenger RNA from Cheilinus undulatus (humphead wrasse), 5521 nucleotides. RefSeq names its product fyn-related Src family tyrosine kinase (gene frk). Lineage: Eukaryota; Metazoa; Chordata; Actinopteri; Labriformes; Labridae. The transcript has 8 exons. Bases 297 to 1850 code for a protein of 517 amino acids. The record is from RefSeq and is a predicted model, not a curated record. Gene Ontology annotation, cellular component: extrinsic component of cytoplasmic side of plasma membrane. Gene Ontology annotation, biological process: cell differentiation; innate immune response; protein phosphorylation. Gene Ontology annotation, molecular function: ATP binding; non-membrane spanning protein tyrosine kinase activity; signaling receptor binding.